This is a messenger RNA of Oppiella nova, 654 nucleotides long. NCBI's taxonomy places the organism in Eukaryota, Metazoa, Arthropoda, Arachnida, Sarcoptiformes, Oppiidae. The record is from the annotation of a GenBank genome assembly.
AAAUUAAAAUAGUGUUUACACUUGUUUUACAUAAUUCAACCGACUAAUUAAUUUGCUAAAAUGGACCAGUUUAUAGGCAAAUUCGUGUUUACCUCAAGUGAUAAUUUGAACGCUUAUAUAAAAGAGUGCGGACUGGAGGACAAAAUAAAAAGCUGUAACUUGAGGCCGCGGGCACUGGAGGUGAGCAAAGUGGGCGCUGUCUACAGGAACACGAUGUUCACCCACGACAUGCCCGUUGUGAACGAGUUCGAGUUGGACAAGGAGUUCGACGCCACCCUACCGGACGGCACGCCCUGCCGGGCGGUCGUGACGCUGGACGGCAAUCGACUCGUGGAAACGCGGAGUCGACGCGGAGUUAAGGAGAUUGAGAUUUAUCGCGAGUUUGUCGGCAAUGAGCUCCGGAUGGUCAUCAAUGUCGGACCCGUGGUUGCUGUGUUGACAUUCGCGCGCCAGUAGGCAAUAAUAUACCAGCAUGGUGGAUUAGUAGAUUAGAUAUGUCUGUGACAAUUUUCUAUAAAAAAGUUCCAUGCUUAAUUCCUUUUGAUUGUCACAUUUUUUAAAUAUUAAAAUUAUUAACUUUAAAAUUCAAGUUACGAUGUGCAUUUAAUCUGAAAAUUUAAAUCUUGAUUAAAUUAAUUUUAUCAUUAUAAUAAA